GCCUGCUGACUGCUGCUUUGAGUUUCACUUUCUUUUUUCUUGAACCGGAAGAUACCGGUCUCAGCAGAACCUUUCAGUCUCCAAACUGGCUGCUGGAUACGGGAAACAGAGCACCUACCACUACAUGUAAGCUCCCUCCAACUCUUAAAACACAGAUACAGAACAAUGGCAGUGGUAACCAGAUUGACAUGGAGUCAGCAGAAGAGUCUGGAGAAGAUGCUUGGAAACGUGUCCUUGAGACUUCUUUAUAAGUCUAGUGUCCAUGAGAGUGACAUUUGUAGAAUGAAUGAAAAGUGCACUCGUCAGGGACCUACUGUAACAAUAAUUUAUGUUGGUAACUUUGUUUUGGGGGUCUUUAUGCUUGGGGAUCAUCCUGAAGAGCAUAACAAUUUAAAAAGGCCCAACCCCUCCUUCUAUUUUUCAUUUCAAAAGAAUGAUAUAACUGCAAUGAUAACUGCAGUUUUAGAAACAGAAACAAAAAUUAAUUCUGGACAAAUGGUAUGUUAUUCUUCUGGCCAAGAGGUGUUUUCUGUACAUCCAGGCGAAAGCAGCUUUUCUGUGGAUGAUUCAUUAAAGAAGACUUUAGGCAUAUAUUUUCGUUCUGGCAGCAAGUAUUCGGAAUGUGAAGUUUUUCACGUUGACGGAAUUGGGGAUGAUAAAAACUACAUAAGCAAGAUAACAGGAGCCACCAAGCACAGAAAUUCACUUCUAGUCGAACUUGGAACCUACAAGCCCUGUGUAGACUUUGUUUCAGAAAUUCGUAUUCUCUUGCUGGGUCCAGUUGGGUCUGGAAAGUCUAGUUUUAUCAAUUCAGUGAAGUCUGUUUUCCAAGGCCGUCUGACUCGCCAAGCCAGAGUGGGGUCUGAUGUCACCAGCAUUACUGAACAGUAUAGGAUAUAUCCUAUUAAAGAUAGGAGACAUGGCAAAUACCUGCCAUUUAGGUUGUGUGACUCCAUGGGCCUACAUGAGAAAGAAGGAGUUGGAUUGUGCAUGGAAGACAUACCCUACAUCUUAAAAGGCUGCAUGCCAGACAGAUAUCAGUUGAACCCCAGUAGACCAAUUACACCCAGUCAUCCUAACUUCAUGGCCUCUCCGUCACUGAAGGACAGGAUUCACUGCGUGGCUUAUGUCCUAGAUAUCAACUCUAUCAAUGAUCUCUCCUCUAAGAUGGUGACAAAGUUCCAACAAAUUCAGAAAGAAGUCUUGAGCUAUGAUACAGCCUGUGUACUCUUGCUUACUAAAGCAACUAAUUGCGGUGAAUUUCUUCAAGGAAAUUUUUCAAACAUGGAUAAACCUAUGACUUUCCAGAGUCAGAUAAUGGAUGCCAGCAAAAUGUUAAAUAUUCCUAUUUAUAAUACAUUCGUGGUUGAAAAUUACACAUCAGAGUGGGAGCUGGACCCUGUAAAGGACACUCAGAUCCUCUUUGUGCUGAGGCAGAUGUUACGGGUAGCAGAGGACUUCUUUGAGGACUUGCCUUGAGGAAACAGAAGGGAAGACUGGAAGAGAAUGAAAUGCUGGAGAGAAGAAAUGGACAUGAAGGAGGGAGAAUGUUUUACUUAUCUUUGGCUGAAGAUAUGAAUUUAAGCUAAUUAAAAAGAACAGAUAUUUCUUAAGGACUUAACAUGUUAUUUCUGUAAAAAAAAAAAGUUUUCAUUAAUCAAUUUCAAAAUAUCCUGCCAUGUCUCCCAAGUAGAGUGAUCAAAUAAGGUUACUAGUGCAAGUCAAGAAGAAGUUUAUCUGGGGCGACUGGGUGGCUCAGUGGGUUAAAGCCUCUGCCUUUGGCUCGGGUCAUGAUCUUCUCUGCUCAGCGGGAAGCCUGCUUCCUUGUUUCUCUGCCUGCCUCUCUGCCUACUUGUGAUCUCUGGCUGUCAAAAAAAAAAAAAAAAGGUUAUCUUAUACACAUGAAGAAGGUUAUCUUCUACACAUGCCCCCAAAAGGUUUUAAAUUCCUCUGGGUAGCUGUAGAAAUUAGCACUAUUAGUAAAGAAAAAAAAAAAAAGAUUUUCAGAAGAUAAGUUUUAGGUUUUCCACUUAAACCCUAACUCUCUUUUCCAAAUUUCUUAGUAUUUUUCAAAUGAAUAUGCUUUGGCUCAAUAGUUAUGUUUAAUAGUUAUACUAUUAUCUUUUAAUAGUUUUUUUAGUUUAAUACUUUUAUCUUUUAAUAGUUAUUAAAGCCAUCUAAUGUGCUUUUAGUCAGAAUUAUUGUCUUCUUUGGGAAACUAGGAAUACUAGAGAUUUUGUGUGGUGGGUGGGUGGGGUGGGCUGUGGCAUUAAAAAGUGACUGUUUUGAACUUAAGUGUGUCUAUUGGCAGAGGAAUGGAGAAAGAAAAUUUGGUAUGCUGGGGCAUCUGGGAUCAGCCACUAAGUGUCUGCCUUUGGCUCAGGUCAUGAUCCCAGGGUCCUGGGACUGAGCCCUGCAUUGGACUCCUUGCUCAGUGGGAAGCCUGCUUCUCCCUUUCCCACUUCCCCUGCUUAUGUUCUCUCUCUCUCGCUGUUUGCUGUAUCUCUCUGUCAAAUAAAUAAAUAAAAUCAUAAAAAAAAAGAAAAGAAUUUAGUAUAUGUAUACACACACACACACACACACACACACACACACACAUACACACACACCCUGGAAUAUUAUUCAGCCAUAAAAAAGAAGGAAAUUUUGCUAUUUGAGACCAUAAUCUCACAUAUAUGUGAAAUCCUGGAAAGCCUAACUCAUAGAAACAGAGUAGAAUGGUGGUUGCCAGGGGCUGAGGAAUGAGGGAAUGGGGUGAUGUUGUUUGAAGGGUAAAAAUACCCAGUUACAAGAUGAAAAUGUUCUGGGAAUUUAAUGUAUAACAUGGUGACUGUGACUAAUAGUGCAGUAUUAUGUACUUGAAAAUUGCUAGGAUAGUAGACCCUAAAUGUUCUCAUCACAUAUACAAAAAAGGUAAUUAUCUGAGGUAAUGGAUGAUGGAUGUUAACUAACCUUAUGGUGGCAACUAUUUCAUAAUAUAUACAUGUAUCAAAUCAUUGCAUUAAAUAACUUACCUAAUUUUA
Molecule: messenger RNA, 3023 nt
Organism: Mustela lutreola (European mink)
Lineage: Eukaryota; Metazoa; Chordata; Mammalia; Carnivora; Mustelidae
Gene: IFI44L
Product: interferon induced protein 44 like
Exons: 9
Coding region: 166-1479 (437 amino acids)
Source: RefSeq, a predicted model, not a curated record